Messenger RNA from Umbelopsis ramanniana AG, 1260 nucleotides. RefSeq lists its product as uncharacterized. Gene Ontology annotation, biological process: transcription elongation by RNA polymerase II. Gene Ontology annotation, cellular component: Cdc73/Paf1 complex. The transcript has 4 exons. The coding region runs from base 19 to 1110 and encodes 363 amino acids. NCBI's taxonomy places the organism in Eukaryota, Fungi, Mucoromycota, Umbelopsidomycetes, Umbelopsidales, Umbelopsidaceae. The record is from RefSeq and is a predicted model, not a curated record. Gene Ontology annotation, molecular function: chromatin binding; RNA polymerase II complex binding.
CUUUCCACAACGCUAAACAUGUCAUCUCAAGCAACUAAACGAAAAUUUGGCUCUGAAUUCUUGUGUCGUGUGCGUUACCGCAAUAAUCUACCACCAUUGCCUUUCGCACCCAAGCUGAUCGCAAUGCCCUCAGUUGCCCAGCGACAUGUGAAAUACGAAAGCACAAGUUUGAUAGAAAAUACUCAGUAUCCAUUACUGAUUGAUGACGAAGAACUGGGAAUGCCCAUAGACAGCGCUUUGAUUCAGUAUUUGAGCGAAACAGACGGUGAUCGCGACGCUCGACCGACUCAGAAUAUUAGAGAUGAAGACAAAGCGCUUAUGGUUCCACCGAGAGAAGACACACUGGCGACUACUGCAGGAGGCACUCGCCGUCCACUAGUUACUUGGUUGCGUCGUUCUGAAUAUAUCCAAUCCGAUUCACGCACUGCUACCGCCAAAUCUGAGACAAUAGAAUCUAACUUUGCUUAUUCUGCCCGCACUGCGCCGCAGCGAAGUUACGAAACGCGUGAAGAGCAGCUUGAAGCCAUUGAACGCUCAUUUGAACCUCCAGUACAGUUUCAGCAUCCACGUAAAAAGCAUCUCAAAGUCAAGGCAACAUACCCCAUCCUUCCAGACACUACUGUUGAAGACAAUGUGUACACCAUUGCACAGUUUACAGCUAACCCAAGUGCUGACGAUCGCCAGACCAAGGACGUUCGCGACGAUAACACUGAGCGCGGUAUUUUCCGCCCCAUUUCUAAUCCCCAUGACCCAACGGACAGCUAUUUGAUUUGGUUUUUACCUGAUAAGGAGAGUAGUGGACGAUUGAAGCGCAAGGCAGAGCAUCCUGAUGAAUCGUAUGGUGAUAAGCCUCUCAAAUUUGACGCUAUUCGAGAUUACACCUACAAAAAUGAUAAUGCACCUGAAACGCAGCAUUUGCUCUUUGUGUUGAAGGAUGGUGAAGAGACACAGGCUAGUUACACCAUCAUUCGAAGCAAGAUGACUGCUCGUAAGAAGCGUGCUCUUAGCAAACGGUAUCAAUACGAAGAGGAUUAUGAGAAGCCAGGAACUCUCAGCAUUCGGUACACGGAACCUGAUGAUACACAAAAUGGCAUGGAGGUAGACGAAUAGAAUAUGUCAUCAGAUCAUUGUAGCUAUAACGCUUGCCUGCGUUUGUAAUUUUAGUAAUGCAAAAAGUACAAAGUUAUAUUGUAAGCCGAGUUGCUUCUUACAAAGCUGUAUCGCGCUCUAUAAAGUGAAUUGCUGUUAAAAAUCCUCUAG